CAUGCUCAAGAUGUUUUGCUCAAUGUGUAACGCAACCGGCAAAGGACGCUUCAUUACAAAAAUUCUCACGUUUGGAGUACUAUGGGCCUUGAUAAUAUAUACUCUCUACAAAUUCAGAUCGAUAUCGAUGAUAGAUGUCCCGGUUCCGCAUCUCAAUAGCCGAUUCCUCCUUCAGAAAAGACUCGACCCACUGACAAGACAUGCAGACAGCACGACGGAAAGUAUGGAUCUGGAGCCUUUCGUAGAUAAGAGCCCGAGUUUAUCUGAAGACAAUCUGAUUGAGGAUAUACAGAAGCGGAUGCCGAACCUUCCAAUAGUCUACUGGAACAAGAACAAAAAUAAACCGAUGGGUCUCAACAACAGCUGUGCAAGAUUUCCGUCUAUGUUCGAUUUAGAAUUCAACAAUCUCUACUGGCAAACUUUGAGGACGACGAAUGGUACUUUUCAGUUGUACGGGGCGUAUUUAGACAAAAGAGCUAAUAAUAGACUGGGGCCUACCGUUAGGAUACUUGGCAUGAUAGACAGAAUAGAACCAACUGUUACAACCUACUGUCAAUUCUGGUUUGAUGGAAAAAAAGACCCCGUUAUCGGAAAGAGCUUCGAGUACAAGUAUAUUUGGUACAAAAAAUGGGGCAACUAUAAACAAGGGAUUUACCAGCCGUACCUGAUAGCAUGUGUCAUUCCCCAGAAGUUCAGAGACCACAUACCUCAGUCGAUUUCUUUAGUGGAAAAACAGUGCGACAACUCCACUAACAACCUGCGAAUCAUUUACGAAAAACCAAUUGAGAAGAAGGACUUCGCCGUUUGCGUGAAAGGGCUCGAUUUCCUCCAUGAAGAUCUAUCUGUGAGACUAGUCGAAUGGAUCGAACUUCUGAAUUUGCUUGGAGCCGACAAAGUAUUUUUUUAUGAGUUGCAAGUACAUCCGAACAUUAGUAAAGUUUUGAAGCAUUACGAGCAGGAAGGAAAGGUGCAAGUAACUCCAAUCAAUCUAGCCGGAGGACAACCGAAUGCCCCGUCUUUUCAACACCUUUACUUAACGAAGAAAACGAAUCACAAAAGGCAAAAUGAACUGAUCCCGUACAAUGACUGUUUUUACAAACAUAUGUACGAGUACAAGUACAUUGCCCUUCUAGACAUUGACGAAGUGAUAAUGCCGCUGGAAGGGACCACUUGGAAGGAGCUAAUGGAAAAAGUUCUGCCGAAAGCUUUGAAGAUCAAUAAAGAAGAAAGGGCGUCUUAUAAUGUUCGAAAUGUUUACUUUUUGGAUGAUUUGUUACAUAAUCAUGGAUGGUUCAAAGAGAUUCCUAGAUACAUGCACAUGAUGCAGCAUGUAUACCGAACAAAAAAUUUCACAAAACCAGGACAAUACGUUAAAUGUUUCCACAAUACAGAAAAGGUCCUGACCCUACACAACCACUUUCCUCUGAGUUGCCUGGGUAGUGGAUGUACGAGUUAUCCCAUCGAAACUACAGAUGCCCAACUUCACCAUUAUAGAGCUGAUUGUGUGAAAACCCUGAAGAAAACUUGUGAAGAGUUUCGAAAAACCAGCGUGAUGGAUACUACGAUAUGGAAGUUCAAAGAUACCCUAGUGGCUAGGGUAUCAUCCACUUUGAGGACUUUGGGAUUUUUCUCUAAUACCGAGAUCAAUACAAAUUCGAAUAUUCGAAAAAGAUAAUCAAAUACUGUGAAACUGUGAUUCUUGUUUUUCUUGGCCCAAAGAAAGGUCAAACGUUCUAUGUAAAUUGACCAGCACUUGAAGUAGAUGGUGAAAUCCCAGAAUACAAAAUCACAAGUGAUCGGGUUUUUGAAAUUUACAAACUGUGCUUAUUUUGAAUAUGCGGCCCAGUUAGAAAAAAUGCAUUUCAAAAAGACACUGUACUUUAAGAAAGUAGAAACUAUCGGAAAAUAAUAAGUGCCUGGAUCAAUCAAAUAUGAAAUGGAUAUUUUUUGUUGCAAUUAAAAAUCAUACAUCAUACACGUCUCACGUAGUUUAGUAACUUUUCGAGAAAUUUUCAAUGAAGUGUUUUUCAGAAAAGCAACACGUGUUCCAUAAUACAUAUUCAUAUACAAGCUAUACUAUACAGGCGUUAUAAUACUAGCUAUAGUAUAGACAGUUAGUAUAGACACACUUGAAGAAGCUGUUAUUGCUAUACAAUAGCUGAAGAAGCUGUUAUUUAGGCUUGUCUGCACUAUAGUUAGUACUAUCACAUUACAUACAUGCCCAAUUUUUCUGUCUUACAUACAAGAAGAGGUUCACAUGAGCCAUCAUACAUACAUACAAAAAGGAGUUCAUAUGAGCAAUCAUACAUUCAUACAAGAAGUGGGUUCAUAUGAGCAAUCAUACAUACAUACAAGAAGGGGGUUCAAAUGAGAAAUCAUACGUACAUACAAGAAGGGGUUCAUAUGAGCAAUCAUUCAUACAUACAUACGAGAAGGGGUUCAUAUGAGCAAUCAUACAUACAAGGAGUUCAUAUGAGUAAUCGUACAUGCAAGAAAGGGUUCAUAUGAGCAUGCAAUCAUACAUACAUACAAGAAGGGGUUCAUAUGAGCAAUCAUACAUACAAUCAUGAAUACAAGAAGAGGUUCGUAUGGGCAAUCAAUUGUGCUCACUUAUCUCCCACUUCUGUUUCAAGCAGUCUUAAUGAGUGGUAUUUAAAAAGUUUAAUUGUUUGUUGCGUUAUUCAGCUUCUGUCCCAUCUAAAAGGUGACAAUUAUAUGUCAUAGUCAGCCUGAAAGCCUCAAAUAUACUCCUAAUUUUCGUCCUCUUAGAGCUGCACAUUUUGAUAAGAAAACCUUACGGAAAGGAUAUUUUUGUAUUUGUGUUCUAUCAUCUCUGAAUUGGUAUAUUUUUCCCAAUUUCCCAUAUUUGAUUGGCCUCAAAGUUGAAAUCAUAAGCCAAAAACAAAAAAAAUCGUGAUCAACACCAGACCCAUCAUAAGUCUCAAAAGUGAUGCUGGACUGGUGUCUUUGUAAGACAAGCCCGAGCCUCAUGAAUAGUAUAACUUUUCUUGGUGGUAUUCAUCUUUUUACAUUCGUUUACCCCCCCUGAUUUUUUGUCUAAGGUAUAAAUAUAUUCAAUUUCUAAGUGAAACAUAACUCAUUACUGAUUUUAUAGACAUUUCUUGAUUUUUGAAAUUAAAUAACUCAGUAACUAAUUGUUUUUGCAAAUUCCAACGAUUCAAAAAACUUUAAAACAAUGUUUUUGAACAAUUACUCAGUAGAAUAAAAUUUCAAAGCCUCUCUCAAAAACUGUUAUCAUUGCAUUUUCUAUGCAGCUCGGUAAUAUCUGGGAUUUCACAAAUUUGAAAAUCAGUGAUAUAAUUGAUCAAAGAAUGUAAACUUUCACGGCUAGAGGAAAUUGUGUCAAAGCUAUUUUCCGGGAUUUUCAACCGCGAUCUGCAGGUUUUUAUGCCUGACGUUUCGUCUACUACUACGGUAGACAUUAUCAAAGGCAUGAGGUAACGGUCAAAGUGCUUGAGUUGUUGCUCCCAAUGCAGAAACUAUUGACUCUGGUUUUAUAUUAUUUGUAGGCGUGGCUUCUUUUCUCCCAGUUGGAUUACCUGAACUUGUUCGUGUACAAUUAAGGAUGGAUAGCUAGAUUUUAUUAAUGUUCAUUGCCUGUUCAUGGCAAUGAACAUAGUCAAAAAUGAAAACGGAAAAUAGCUGUGACACAGUGAUAUAAUUGUUGAAAAGUAUUUUCAAGUUUUGAACAGACUUUGCUGGCUGACCUUGACUAGAAAUUUUUCAGUUACCUAUUUUGAAAUGAUGAAAAAAUACUUGAUUGGUAUAUUCUACUUCAACGUCAGCUGGUCCCUACAAGUUUCUUUCAUUUGAAGCUAUCACUUUCAAUUUUUGACAAGACUGGACCAAAACACCAAAAAUUUUCUAGAUGUGUUUUUGAAGCUUUGAUUGUCUUAAAAUUCAAUCCCAUUCAGAUUAUUGUGAUGUAUUACCAUCUUGUUUUAAUUAUUCAAACAUUGAAUACAAUUUCCGCAGUUUUCAUUGAAUGUGUAAGUAAUGAAAUCAGUCCCUCUACACUCGAAGUAAGUUUAGCUUUUCCAAAAGUUUCUUUGGAGAGAAGAAUGAACUUUGAUCACUAUGCACGUGUAAAUGUAUCCGCACAUCACAUGUUUCAUUCGAAUAAGUAUGAUAUAUUUUAGUAAAUUUAUGUGAUAUGAAAUACCCCUCCUCAAUACAAGUCGUUCGAGAAAGUUUUGACUUGAAUUUUAUUCAACUAGUUGAAUAAAAAUAUUUUUGAACUGUCCAUAUUUAAGUAAAUACAGAUUCUCUAGAGUGGCUUCUGGAACUAUAUCUGUAACUUAUCAUUCAGUAGCUAGGAGUUACAUUUAGGAAUUUGUAUAUUUCUCGAAACAACUGUGAUUUCAAAUGAUGUUGAAUUAUAAAACAAUGAAAUCAAUUCUUGGUGAAUAAAAUGUUUUGCUCGAUUCCUUACAUGGAUAGCUGAAAAUAUGAAACUAAUAUGUGAAUUGUCCUAUUUUUAGUCUUUGGAUUUUGCUCAAAUUGUUGUUUAUUUGCCAUUUUAUAUUUCUUAAAUCUAUCAAUUGAUUAUAUUAGUUUUUAGUUAGUUCAUGAUUCUUUAUAUUCAAUUCACUAUGCAUAGUUUUGCUUCAUUCAUAAUGAUCAGCAUUAACACGAAAAAACGUUUUACAUACAGUUAAGAAUGAAAUUUACAAAUUCAGAUCUCCAUUUUUCGAUUUUUUUAGCUAUGUAUUAUUUGAAUUAUUUACUUAGAAAUAUAUUUUUCUUGUGAUUAACUGCCAGUAUAUCUCGCAGGUAAUCUUUUAUUUUCCUAAUAGUUAUGUACUUUUUGGAAUGUAACAAGAUGUAUCAAAAUAUUUUUGAUGUUUCAUUCAUGGUAUUUGUUGUUUUAUUGGAAAUAUUUUUUUACAUCUUCCUGUAAAUAGUAUCCCCACAGCAAGGGUCUUAUACUUUUAGAUUGUACUCUGCAUAUUGAUAAAAAAUGUGCCUUUCAGUGAAUUCAUAUCUCGAAUGAAUAUAGCCAAGUACUAUUUAUUAUGUAUUUAUCAAUUUUGUAUGUAAUUACCGAAAUACAAUUAGUUCAAAUACAAUUGAAGUAUUGAA
This is a messenger RNA of Leptinotarsa decemlineata (Colorado potato beetle), 5103 nucleotides long. RefSeq lists its product as uncharacterized. Lineage: Eukaryota; Metazoa; Arthropoda; Insecta; Coleoptera; Chrysomelidae. The record is from RefSeq and is a predicted model, not a curated record. Gene Ontology annotation, cellular component: cytoplasm. Gene Ontology annotation, molecular function: glycosyltransferase activity.